UUGAAGCCAGCCAGAAGAAACCUGUUUAACCUAUAAUGAAGCCAUGCUAUGAAGAACAGUGGCCACGAUCAUUGGUGUAAUGUAGCAGUUUAGAACAGAGAUGAAUCCUUAUAGCUGAAUGGAUCGUUACAAUUGGGUUACUACAAUUUUACUGUUAAGGACAACUUUUUGACCUCCAAGUGGAAUGAAGGGAAAGAAAGAGGAAUUGCAUUUUGCUAAGCAUACAGAUCCCGUACAUUUUUCGUCAAGUGCAUUUCCUUGGAGUGACUGCCAGUGUGAACGUCCUGGGAGGGGCCCCAGGACACAACCCGGACCGCAGGACCAAGAUGAUCUCAAUACACAGCCUCUCCGAGCUGGAGCGUCUGAAGCUGCAAGAGACUGCUUACCACGAACUCGUGGCCAGGCAUUUCCUCUCUGAAUUCAAACCUGAAAGAGCUCUACCUAUUGACCGUCCAAACACCUUGGAGAAGUGGUUUCUGAUUCUGAGAGGACAAGAGAGGGGUGAGGCGGUAUCACUCAAGACGUUUGGCAUUCGACUGGAAGAGGUGCUUGUGAACGAGCUUACCCGCCGCAAGCAACUUGAACUGAGAGCCGCGAUGCAGAUUGAAGAAGCCACCGGUCAGGUUGCGGGCCGUCGUCGAGGAAAUGUGGUGCAAAGGAUGUUUGGCCACAUCAGGGGCUUUUUCAGUCGCAGGCGGGAUGAGCCCUCCUUGCCCCGGGAGUUUACUCGCCGUGGGCGUCGAGGUGCAGUCUCUGUGGAUAGCCUGGCUGAACUGGAGGACGGGGCCCUGCUGCUGCAGACCCUGCAACUUUCCAAGACUUCCUUUCCAAUUGGCCAGCGACUUCUGGGAUCCAAAAGGAAAAUGAGCCUCAAUCCGAUUGCUAAGCAAAUCCCCCAGGUUGUUGAGGCUUGCUGCAGCUUCAUUGAGAAGCAUGGCUUAAGCACAGUCGGGAUUUUCACCCUGGAAUAUUCUGAGCAGAGAGUGCGUAAGCUCCGUGAAGAAUUUGAUCAAGGUCUGGAUGUAGUGCUGGACGACUCUCAGAAUGUGCACGAUGUGGCCGCACUCCUCAAGGAGUUUUUCCGUGACAUGAAGGACUCUCUGCUGCCAGAUGAUCUGUACAUGUCCUUCCUCCUGACAGCAACUCUGAAGCCACAGGAUCAGCUUUCUGCCUUGCAGUUGCUGGUUUACCUGAUGCCACCUUGCCACAGUGACACCCUGGAGCGUCUCCUGAAGGUCCUGCAUAAGAUCACUGAGAACUGCGAGGACUCCAUUGGCAUUGAUGGACAGUUGGUUUCAGGCAAUCGAAUGACUUCCACCAAUUUGGCUUUGGUGUUUGGAUCUGCUCUCCUGAAGAGGGGGACAUCUGCCAAGAGGGAGUCCAGGAAAACAAGACUGGGGAUUGACCACUAUGUUGCUUCUGUCAAUGUGGUCCGUGCCAUGAUUGAUAACUGGGAUAUCCUCUUUCAGGUGCCUCCCCAUAUUCAGAGGCAGGUUGCUAAGCGUGUAUGGAAAUCCAGUCCUGAAGCCCUUGAUUUUAUCAGACGCAGGAAUUUGAGGAAGAUCCAGAGCGCACGGAUAAAGAUGGAAGAGGAUGCUUUACUUUCUGAUCCAGUGGAAAACUCUGCUGAAGCCCGGGCUGCUGUCCUUGGUCAAAGCAAGCCCUUUGAUGAAGGUUCCUCUGAGGAGCCAGCUGUGCCUCCCGGCACUGUCCGUUCCCAUGACGAUGAUGAAGGAGCGGGUAAACCCCCCAUUCUGGAGCAAGACCUCCCAUUGCUCCGUGUGCCCCGGGAGAAGGAGGCCAAAACUGGCGUCGGCUACUUCUUUCCUUAGAUGUUUUUCCUUCUAUAUGGUGCCAGACAGGGGGAAAGGGUGGGGGUAGACCUGGGAUGUCACAGGAAACAUUAAGGAGAGUCUUGAAGGUAAAGAUCUGAGGGUAAGAAGGAGUUCUACCUGAUGCUCGGGUCAGGUUGUGAAUUCCAAACACACUACCACCCCCUUUACUGGGGAUGCUUGGUCCCUUCAGCUGGUAAAAGUGGAGCUGUUUCUGUGUCAUGCUCAGGCGCCCUGGUGCUACCUUGCCUCUCUCUUUUAUCCCUGAUCCUGGCUUUCCCUUACUACAGCCGUUCCUUUAAUUGAUGUGACAUUUGUGGUAAACACCUGUCCCAGAGAAGCUCACAAAUCUCGAGGUGCUUUCCCUCCCCCAAAGGGGACUGCAUGCUUUUCCUGACUUUCCUACCCUCCUCCUAAGAGCUCAAUUGGAAAGGCCCUCAAGAGGCACGCUAGGAUGUUAGUUCAGCCUACUGACAGCUGACAGUUAAUUCUAAACCAUGUCACACCAACUCAUAGCCGUGUCCCCACAGCCACUCCACCGCCUCAGGAUAAUUGUUUCCAAAUUAUUUAGACCAAUGGCUCGUCAAACAGCCACUCCCCAAAUCCUGAGAAACCCAACUAGCUUUUCUGGGGUCAAAAGUUAGAGGAAAACUUGGAUUUUAUUACCUAGAUCUGUUUUACAGACAGCUGGCAGCCACAUCCUGUUGUCAGCAAAACAGCUAGUUAAGUAUGAACACAUAGUUCC
This is a messenger RNA of Balaenoptera musculus (blue whale), 2577 nucleotides long. RefSeq names its product Rho GTPase activating protein 36 (gene ARHGAP36). The coding region runs from base 327 to 1832 and encodes 501 amino acids. Gene Ontology annotation, biological process: signal transduction. The transcript has 14 exons. The record is from RefSeq and is a predicted model, not a curated record. Lineage: Eukaryota; Metazoa; Chordata; Mammalia; Artiodactyla; Balaenopteridae.